Messenger RNA from Arabidopsis arenosa, 2144 nucleotides. NCBI's taxonomy places the organism in Eukaryota, Viridiplantae, Streptophyta, Magnoliopsida, Brassicales, Brassicaceae. The record is from the annotation of a GenBank genome assembly.
GACGGCGCCCCUUUAAGUUGACCAGUGCCCUAUCCGUCGAAGAAUCUUAGUUGGGAAGUGAAACAGAAUGAAAAUGCAAAUCCGGCUGCCAACAGGAGAGGUUACAACAGUGCAACUGGAAUAUGAAAGAUUGGAAAAGCACUGUUUCAAAUGUUUCUCACUUUCCCAUGAAGAAAGAUCUUGCCCUCUGGUGAGUGCUGCUAAAGAUGGUGAUGGUAGAUCCUUGGGUUUGAACCAGAACAGAACUCUCCAAAAUCUUGAAGAUGACAAGAGGCGUCAAGACUCUAGAAGGAGCUACAGGCAGCCUCCUCGAAGUGAUGUCAGCAGGGACAGAGGAGAGCAUUCUAGUUAUCCCCAGCGUGGGCAUCAUAGACACUAUUCCUCUUCUUCUUACCAGCGUGGAAAGAGUCAUAGGAGCUCAGGAUUUCGUGGAGAAGUCAGAAGUGGAGGUCGUUCUGCUACCCUGCGUUCCCCUCUGCGGGCUCCCAGUCAGACUGAGAACAACUCUGUGUAUAGGAAUCGUCCCAUACAUCGCAGUUCUUCCAAUAGGGAGGAGUACUCCGCUCAACUGAAUGCUUUGUCUGGAGGGAGUCAUCGCAGACAGCCCUCUCAUUUACCCUCUAAUAGGGAUCGUGUGGAAGAAACUCCAGCAGCUUCAAAAGUUAGGUCUCUGCCUGAUCAAAGCGGUCAAUCUCCCUUGAUACAAGAGACAGAGCAGGUGGUAAUUAGGGCAUCUACAAGAGAAAAAGCUGCGGUGGUUAGCUCUUCCAAAGCUAGGAGACCGGCCUUGGAAAGAAUUCCUCAGUAUUUAGGUGAGCCUUCCCAACAAGCUAUGUGUAGGGGUGAACUUUUAGUAGGAGAUUGCUCAAAGUUUGGUCUGCCUUCACCACCCCCAGUUCCACAAGAUGUGGAGGUUAGAAUUCCGGCUUCACUCCGGUUGGGUUCCCCAAUUGAAUCAGUAACUAUUACUCUUCCUAGCAAGAUGCCAGCAACUAAAGCCACAAGGAAAAGGAAGGUGCCUGCAGCCAAACCAGUUAAACCAGUUAUUCGAUCAUCAACUAAUACUAGAGGCACUCGUAGCCCUCUCAAAGGAACAAGCCUCAGGAAACAAGCUGUAACAGGAACAAAAAUAUCUUCUCGGAAAAAGCUAAGAGUUGAUAGUCUACCUGAGACUCAGGCUGGUCCCUCCUCAGCUACACUUCCUGAUCCUCUUCUCCCAAGUUUAAUCCCUGCGACUUGCAAAUCUCAGUCUCUUCUUACUCGCAUCUGGUGGGAUUCAAAACCGGAUAAAAGAAAGAUGGCUUGGAUCUCCUGGGAUAAUCUGACCCUUCCAAAGAUUGCAGGCGGGCUAGGCUUUAGAGAGAUUGAGAACUUCAACGAUUCCUUAACAAUCUCCGAGGAAGAAGUCCUUCUAAGGGCGAUCACUGAUGCUCGUAGCUGGAUGGAUGCUCAAGCCCUCCUCCCGCAGCCACAAAUGAGAUCCCAAAGCCCAGCUGUUCCGCCCAUAUUUCCGGAGGCUUUCACGUGUUUUGUGGAUGCUGCUUGGUCUGAUAAGGGUUUUUGUGGACAGGGGUGGUAUUUUCAGGACACUAACAAGGUGAUGUUGUUUCAGAAAAAAGCUUCUUGUAGCUUUGUUGGUUCUGCUCUAUUUGCAGAGACACUGGCUUUGCAAUCAGCCUUGGUGGAUGCGAAAUCUGCAGGUUUGCAACAGCUUAUCGUCUUCUCCGACUGUAAAGUGUUAAUCUCCCUUCUCAAUUCUGGAAACAGUAUCGUUGAACUUCGAGGACUGCUCCAAGAUAUUAGAGAGCUGAGUGUUUCCUUUACUCUUAUCCGUUUCUUCUUUAUUUCUCGUUCUAGCAAUGUAUUGGCUGACUCCUUAGCAAAAGCAGCCUUAGCUGAUGUAAUCUCUUCACCCCCGAGUGGUGAUUAAGACUCUGUUUUCAUUUAUAUAAUGAUAGUUUGCCCAAAAAAAAAAAAAAAAAUCAAGCAAGAAAAACUUAUUUAUAGGAGAUUGUAGAUGUUUAUGGUUAGGUUUGAUUGUAAAGCGAGAAAAUCUUGGUGAUCAAGUUUAAAAUCCCAAAAAUCUUGAAAUUUGAAAUUAUUGCUAACUAUCAUAAUUUACUCCAUAAAUUGUAUUAGGCAUA